AUGGUUGCCCUACUUUUGAAGAUGUACAAGCAACUCUUCCCAUUUCCAACCCAUUCCACCUUGCAAAUGCUGAUCAACUUCUUUUUAUUCCCCCUGACUCUGGCUCUCGAUUGGGAUUUCGACGAUCCGGAUACUUAUCAGGGUGGCGGCUUCAUGGACUGCGGCACGAAAGGCGCCAAUAAUCGCUUUUUUGUCUUUUUCAUGGAGUUGGAGUGCCCGUUGAAAGUCGUCCCGUCGUCUUUUUGCUGUCAAGUGCAUAAACGAUGCUAUGAGGAUCACGAGGAAAAGGGCUCCUGCGAUUCGGAAUUGUGCCUCUGUUUGGAGCAUGCAACUGUCGGUCAUGUUGGAUGCCAGACGACAAGACCUGCCAAGACGACCCAAACAUUGCCCCCAAGAGAUGCCGGCAGCUCCAAGGGCCCGUAUGCGAAUCUGGCCACCCAGAAUGUGCUCGACAAGCUGAAGGGGGGCACACGUGAGGCCGAGCGCACUGCCAUGAAGAAACGUCUGCUGCAGGCUAAAAAAGAUAUGCGAGAGGCCGAGAAGAACAUCGAUCAAAUGCUGGAAGAGCUGGAAAAAGAAGAAGCUGAGGAGAACAAGCUUAGAGGCGCUUUCACAAAGUUAAAUGCUCAGAUGGGGGAAGUCGACCACCGUCGCCCACUUCUGCGUGAGCCAUUGCCCCCAGUUCGUGAUUUUGUGCGUGUGCCACCAGACUUCAAGGAACCCAAAGCGAAGCUGGCACCACCCGAAACGAAGAAGGCCAAGGCCCUGCCGCCGUGUCGCCCGUACAAAGCUUGCCCACCGAAAAGCCCGGGUGCUGAAGGCUCAACCGCAUAUGGCGUGACGGAGGGAUCGGGCAAAAACCCGCCACUGACCCCGGCUGAGAGGGCGAAACGAUACAGGCAAAACAAGCGGCAAGCUGUUGAUCAAUGCGACCACGAAAUUCCGGCCCCACUCUUCGAACUGGAUCAAGAUACGGAC
Messenger RNA from Mesorhabditis spiculigera, 978 nucleotides. Lineage: Eukaryota; Metazoa; Nematoda; Chromadorea; Rhabditida; Rhabditidae. The record is from the annotation of a GenBank genome assembly.